AUGAAAGACUUCGAUAUUGACUUAACGGAGAUAUUCUUCAGAAUUGUCGAAGACAUCCAGAAAACAGUUGACAUCAAUGCUCGAGACAAGUUAGGUCGAACAGCCCUACACUAUGCUGUGGCUAACGAGUUUAAACUACAGAUUCUCCGAUUGCUGACUUCCGGUGCCGACCCGAAUAUGGCCGACGAGGAGGGAUUGACACCUUUACAUUUUAUUUGCCAGAGAAAAGACAAUUGUGACUUUGCGGAGUUGUUCUUCAAAAUGAACAAAAAACUCGAUCAGCAGGUGCAGGUCGACGCCCGGGACAACUUCGUUUUUCCCAACGAGAGUCAUUUCACUGUGAAAUUAGUACGACAUCAACAUGACACGUUGCUCCAUCAUAAAUUGAGAAUGGCGUCCGCUGUUAUGAUCGUCGUCGAUUGUCUAGAGGAGAGAGGAUACCAACUAGACCGAAGUGACGCCCUGACGCUCAUGAAAGUUUUCGCCGACUAUGAAUUGUUCGACAAGUCGGCGGAUCUCCAAGCAUGUUUGUAUAAUAACAAAAGAUUCGUGAGAAAAGCGAAAAAGUUGAAGGUAAAUUCGAGUCUGUCGUUCUACGACCUCAUCCAGUUACCACCCGAAGAGGUGGUGAAGCAAUCCUCUUAUUUGGAAAUCAACCUGAUAGCACCCUGGAUGCAUUGGUGGAAAUUCCCGAAAACACUUGUUGAGGUAACAAUAGCAUUAGUGUUGAUAGCAUUGCUGGCGCUGGCCAGCGGCGCCGACGUCCCGGACAAGUUUCAAGAUGACGACGACCUCGUGGCCGCGGCCUCGUCGUCCUCGUCGGCCACGACGUCCCUUCCACCGCCGCCGCCGCCCGUCAAGCUCGAUAAGAAUCUCCGCCGGGCACUGCUCAAGGCCCUGGUGGACCUGGAGGCCGAGUCGGCCGAGCAGAACAGCGCCGGCUCGACGGCCAACGGCAACGGCAACGGCAACCUAGGCGGCGGCUUCGAUUUUGACGCCGCCACCGACAAGUACGACUUCCUCGAGAUCUCCAAGCAGAAGGUCGCGAGCUACUCGUUCGAUGCCGGAUUCCCCAGCGACGAGGACCUGCCCAGCGAGGACAAGCUCCAGAACUCGAGCUUCGUCGAGAGCGACAAGCUCGACCUGGCCAAGGACGAGCACCUCGACUCCGUUAAGGACUUUGGCAAGAAGACGCAACCGCCCAAGGAUUACACCAAAGGCGUUCAGGUGCAUCACGUAAUACCAUCGAUCAUUGACAAAGCCACGGCCAUCUACGAGACGAAAUCGGAGCUGCUGGAUGCCGUCGAGUCGCGCUCGGGUCUGAGCUCCGCCUCGUCGUCGCCGGCACCCACAACGACGAAAUCCGAGCCGACGACAACGGCCCCGACGACCAAGACAACGAAUUCCAGCGCGUCCGAUGGUAAAUCGAGCUUGAUCCAGAAGAGCGUGAGUCUGAGCCCGAUCACCAAGACCGAGACGCUGCAGCUGAGCGCGAGCGGCAAUCUGGCCUCGGCGGCCGCCAACUCGCUGGUCGCGCCACGGCCCACGGCGACUCCGCUCAACGUGAGCAGCAGCAGCGUCACCCCGGCUGUGAGGCUGCACAGCAGCAGCAGCAACGACGAGGAAGUGAAGAUCUUCCAGGCGCCCUUGGUGGCGGCCUUCACCGUGCAGCAGGACGAGCGGGGCAUACCCAAGAGCGUGGUGCCGCUCUACAAGGCCGCUCCGGCGGGCGCGAAAGGCGGCCAGGCCCAGCAGCAGCCGCUCAGCCUUCAGGAGCAGCUGGAGUUCAAGCAGCGGCUGCUCGAGAAGCAGCUGGCCGAGCUGCAGGUGCGGCAGCAGCAACAGACGCAGUUCCUGCUGAGGCAGCGCCAGGCCUACGAGGAGCAGUUCCGACAGAAGCAGCAGCAGCAGCUGUUCCUUCAGGAGCAGGCGAGGCUGAAGCUGCUACUGGAGCAGGAGCAGCAGCAGCGACUCUUGCAGCAACAGCAACAGCAGCAACAGCAGCAACAACAGCAGCAGCAGCAACAGCAGCGGCUUCAGCAGCAGCAACAACAACAGCAGCAACAGCAGCAGCAGUUCACGGUGCAGCAGUUGCCUCUGCCGAGAUUGCCGCAGAACUUCCAAGGAAGCAACAACGUCCAGCCGCCCCAGCAACAGGUGCAGCAGCCGAGCUUCGUCCAACAACAAGUCGUCCAACAGCAGCUGCAGCAACCUCAAUCCAACUUUGUUCAGCAACAACAGCAGCAGAAACAAGCUAACUUUCUUCAACAGCAGAAGCAACAAGCCAAUUUCAUUCAGCAACAAAAGCAACAAGCCAACUUUGUUCAACAACAAAAGCAACAGGUCAAUUUUGCCCAGCAGCAAAAGCAACAGGUCAACUUUGUUCAGCAGCAGAAGCCACAAGCCAAUUUUAUUCCGCAGCAAAACGUGCAAUCGAACUUUGUUCAGCCGGCCAUACCGCAAGGAAAUUUCAUUCCCCAACAAGUUCAGCAGCAGCAGCAGCAGCAGCAGCAACAAGGGCCAUUGAAUGCGCCCUUCAUUCGUCAGCAAGUGCCACCUUUCGUCCAAACGCCAGUGGUGCCGUUUCGCACGACGGUCCAGCUCCAGCCGAGUUUGAGCCUCGAAGUGCCGAGUCUCGCACCAGCCCAACAAUUCCAGCCACGCGACAGUUUCUUCCUUCCCAACAAAAACAACAACGUCAAUAACAAUAACAACGUCAACAACAAUCAAGCUCAGCUGAACAGAUUCAACCGACAAGAAGCCUUCAAUUCCGUGGGUAAUUUUGGCUUCAACAGCUUUCCAACGAACGACGAGAAACUACGCAGCCAACAACAACAGCAGCAACAAUUCGUCCCGAGGAGCAACAAUUUCGGCAGCUUCAACGGCUUCAGACAGCCAGCGAGGCCACAGUUCAGUCAGCAGCAGCAGCAGCAACAGGUGACACCGGCGCGGCAGAUCCAGGAGUUGCUCUAUCAGUCGGGCAUAGCCGGCGAUCUGCAAGGCGCAGGGACGCGCAAUCAGGAGGACAUCAACAUCGUGUCGAAGGUACUGGCCCUGAACGUGGGCUCGCAGCCGCUCAGAACGAGUCUCCUGAAAAAGUGAGCGAUCCGCGCGAACGACGACUGGAUCAAGCUGCGAAUCGCAAUUGUGAAAAUGUAUGCGAGUGUGCACGUGAAAACUAUUGUUAAUUACUCGGGACGUAUUGUUAAAAUGGUGUAUGCGCGAUUAAUCUAAUUCUGUUUAUUUUUUCUUUCGAGCGAACUGUGCUAAACGUUACGUUGAGAGUUUGGGGUACAUAUGUAUAUCUAUAUCUCGCGUAUAGAUAGAUAUCGUACGCACGAAUGUCAUCUUUCUUUAGUAUAACCGAGCCAUAAUAUAUACUUUUAAAUAUAUAAUUACUUGUAUACUCCCCCUCGAUAUUAUGUAAUACACAGUAACGAGAAAAGUCUAUAUUAUUUAACGUUCGAGCGAAAGAAAGUAUUUUUUACUACGAUACAUAAUAUGAUGUACAUAGAGAGAAAGAGAGAUGCGAGAUGGAGAACUCCUGCUUCUACCUGUUUCACUUUCAUUGCAAUGAUAAAUUUCAAUUUUGCGCCAAGUAGAGCCUCGCUCUGCCUUAGAGAGAGAAAGAGAAGAAAAAUUGCCUUUUUACGGCCUGACAGAUCUAUAAUUGAGAAUUAUUAUUUACCCUCCCCGCCUAACUUUCUUCGAAAUGCGUGUAGAAUUUUAAGUUGAUCGUUUAAGCGUUAAGCAAACUGUUGUUGCAACGUAUAAUAAUAAAAUAACGUUUAUAGUCAAAGUGCUCAGUUGGAUGAGAAAAUGCGGCAAUUUAAAUA
This is a messenger RNA of Trichogramma pretiosum, 3836 nucleotides long. RefSeq names its product inner centromere protein A-like. The record is from RefSeq and is a predicted model, not a curated record. The coding region runs from base 1 to 3102 and encodes 1033 amino acids. Lineage: Eukaryota; Metazoa; Arthropoda; Insecta; Hymenoptera; Trichogrammatidae. Gene Ontology annotation, molecular function: protein binding. The transcript is spliced from 5 exons.